AUGCCCCCGCGCUUCAGGCAGAGGCUCAUCCGUCAGGGUGCUGAUUUGGACGAUGCCGACGAGUUCGACUCGGCCCUUGGACUGGACCUGCACCUCAUUCUGCAACCUUUUGCCAGCGCUUGGCGGGCGGACGAGCUCGUGGCCGCAGUCCAAAGAAACUCAGCGGGUCAGGCCGGUGUAGGGUUGAGGGCUGAGGGUUUAGGGUGUAGGGUUUAG
Symbiodinium natans is the source of this 216-nucleotide messenger RNA. The record is from the annotation of a GenBank genome assembly. Lineage: Eukaryota; Dinophyceae; Suessiales; Symbiodiniaceae.